Molecule: messenger RNA, 1560 nt
Organism: Dictyostelium discoideum AX4
Lineage: Eukaryota; Evosea; Eumycetozoa; Dictyosteliales; Dictyosteliaceae
Exons: 1
Coding region: 1-1560 (519 amino acids)
Source: RefSeq, a predicted model, not a curated record
AUGGAAAUUGAAGGUGUUUGUUGUGAUACAUCAAAAUUAGAUAAUUGUAGUGAAAAGAUUUUAAAAAGAAUUAAAGAAAUUAAUUGUAGUGUUUAUAAUGAAGAUUCAAAAUUAAUAAGAGAACCAAAGAUUAAUUUAAAUUCACCACAACAAGUUUUAGAUUGGUUUGGAAAGAAUUUAGAGAAUUAUAAAAUCACGAGUUCAAAUAAGGAAACGUUAGCAAUUGAAAGAGUGAAAUUUUUAAAUUGUAAUAAUAAAAAAGUGGUUGAUUUCAUUGACUCUGUUUCAAAUGUAAGAAAGUUAACAAAAUUAAAUUCAUCCUAUAUAAAGAUAAUAUUAAAAUCAAAUAGAACCAAUAAUUUGAAAUUUCAAUUCUCUUGUUUAUGGAAUCAAACUGGUACAACAACAGGUCGUCUAUCUUCAACAAAACCAAAUUUUCAAAGUUUACCAAGAAACUCAACAAAAUUAACAAAAUUAAAUAAUAUCGAUUUUGAUGAUGAUGAUAAUUUUAAUAAUAUUAAUAAUAAUAAUAACAAUAAUAAUGGUGAAAAGAAUUUAUAUACUUUAUUAAAUAAUGAUAAUGAUGGUGAUGAUGAUGAAGAUGACGAUAACAUUGAUGAAUUAAAUUCAUAUAAUAAUAAUAAUAAUAUAAUUAAUAUUAGAAAUUCAUUUAUUUCAAGAGAAGGUUAUAGUUUAGUAGCAUUGGAUUAUAAUCAAAUUGAAUUAAGAAUUAUGGCACAUUAUUCAAAGGAUAAACAUUUAAUUGAAUAUUUCGAAAGUGGUAAAGAUGUUAUUAAUAUGAUGGCCUCAAGAUUAAUUGAUGGUGUCGAUCCGAAUAAUGUCAAAAAGGAAAUUCGUGAUAAAGUUAAACGUAUAGUUUAUGGUAUACUCUAUGGUAUUCAAAAGAAUUCAUUACAUAAACUUUUAGGUGUAUCUCUUGAUGAAGCUCAAGAACACAUUAAUAAUUUUAAUUUAAAAUUUGAAGAGGUUUCAUCAUUUAUUAAAAUUAAUUCUCAAAUUAAAAAUGGUAAAAUUUUAACAAUUGGAAAUAGAAUAAGAAGAUUUCAAGACCAUUCUUCUAUUAUUCCCUCAACGUCAUCAUCAUCGUCAUUGUCAUCGUCACCAAUUCAAGCAAUCAAUUCAAUAAUGCAAGGUAGCUCAGCAGAUAUUAUAAAGAUGGCAAUGAUUAAUAUUAUGAAUGAAUUAUUAUUACCAUUAUCAAAAUUAAGGGAAUUCAUUGGUGUUAAUAGCAAAGGUGAUGUUGUUGGUACACCUAGAUUUGUUUUACAAGUUCAUGAUGAAUUAGUGUUUGAAAUACCUGAUCAAUUACUCUCUGAUGAAUCAAUAAGAUUAGAUCUUUUAAUUAAAUAUCAAAUGGAACGUAUUGGAAAUCAUUUCAAUCUAUUGGUACCAUUAGUCACUUCUCUUUCAAUUGGUAAAAAGUAUGGUUCGUUAUCAAGGGUUAUGGUAGAUCCAAAAAAUAUCGACUUAAAUGGAAAAAUGAAUAAUUUUAAAUCAAUCUUAAAUUCAUUUACUGAUUAUAAUCUAAAAAUAAAAUAA